Molecule: messenger RNA, 501 nt
Organism: Botrytis porri
Lineage: Eukaryota; Fungi; Ascomycota; Leotiomycetes; Helotiales; Sclerotiniaceae
Exons: 2
Coding region: 1-501 (166 amino acids)
Cellular component (GO): membrane
Source: RefSeq, a predicted model, not a curated record
AUGUCAACCCUCACCACCUUCCUCUUCACCCCCCUCUCCCCAACCAUAAACCACACCAUCCCCUACAUCCUCACCAACUGGACAUUCUCCUACCUCGUCCUUGCUUCCCGCCACUGGAAACAAUACUACGGCUUCGAUCACAAUGAAUCUCCUCGUUACGAUAUCCAAGAAUAUGGAGAACGAAUGGUGAGAGAGGGGAAGCUGACGAAGAGACAAUUGGAUAGGGUGAAGAGGGUACAGAGUGCGUCGAGUAAUAGUGUGGAGCAUUUUGGGUUUUUUAUGGGGUGUAUUAUCCUAGCCCAACAAGCAAAUCUCCCUAUCCACACAAUCAAUACCUUUGGAUUAUCCUAUAAUCUAGCGAGAAUCGGAUAUGGAUUCGCGUAUACGUUUAUGGAAAGGAGGAACACGAGUAUUUUGAGAACGGUUUUUUGGUGGUGGGGAAACGUGAGUUGUAUUGGGAUUUUGUUGAAGGUGGGGAAGGCGUUGAAUGGAGGAGCUUAG